Messenger RNA from Scomber japonicus (chub mackerel), 2406 nucleotides. It is a transcript of the gene swap70a, whose product is annotated as switching B cell complex subunit SWAP70a. Lineage: Eukaryota; Metazoa; Chordata; Actinopteri; Scombriformes; Scombridae. The record is from RefSeq and is a predicted model, not a curated record. Bases 40 to 1857 code for a protein of 605 amino acids. The transcript has 12 exons. Gene Ontology annotation, cellular component: cytoplasm; nucleus.
CACACACGGAGACCUCCGGUGGUGCUACUACGGGACAAAAUGUGGCUUCGUGGGGAGCUUUUGAAAUCCAUAUGGCACGCCUUCACGGCCCUGGACUUGGACCAUCGUGGAAAAGUCUCCAAAUCUCAGUUAAAGGUGCUGUCUCACAACAUAUGCACACUGAUGAAGAUCCCUCAUGACCCUAAGGCCCUCGAAGAGCAUUUCAAAGAUGAUGAUUCGGGGCCUCUGUCCAACCAGGGCUACAUGCCCUACCUCAACACAUUUAUUCUUGACAAGGUACAAGAGGAUUUUGAUGUACUGGAGUUGUGCAGGAUGUGCUGGACUUUGUGUUACAAGAAGAAUAUCUGCACUAAAAAUCUGCUAAUCUCAGACAAUGAUUGUUUCAAAGUGUGGUGCAUAUUCAACUUUCUGUCAGAAGAAAAGUACCCACUAGUCAUCGUCAUUGAAGAGAUCGAGUACUUCCUGCAAAAGCUGAUGGAAGCCAUGGGGAUCGGAUGGAGUGAGGAGAAGUUUGUGGAUUACAAGCUCCACCUGUACAGGAAGAAGAACUGCCUGACUGCCUGGGAGCUGAUUGAACUGGUGGGACUCAGUUACUUCAGCAAAGGCAUACACCGCCAGAUUCUGUCUAUGGGCAUCAAUGAGGUCUUCCAAGAACUCAUAUUGGAUGUGCUCAAGCAGGGCUACAUGAUGAAAAAGGGCCAUAUGAGGAAGAACUGGAACGAGCGCUGGUUUGUGCUUAAACCCAACUCACUGUCGUACUACGCGUGUGAGGAUCUUGUGGAGCUGAAAGGAGUUAUCUCUCUGGACCAAAACUGUUGUGUGGAGUCUCUGCUAGAUAAAGAAGGGAAGAAAUGCCUGUUUAUUAUAAAGUGCUCUGACAAAAGCUUUGAGAUCAGCGCGUCAGAUAAAAAGAAAAAGCAGGAAUGGAUUCAAGCUAUUCAGACAUGCAUUCAGCUGCUGAGGUUGGGGCUGUCCUCUCCUCACCGCGAGGCCCGAAGGAGGCGCAAGGAGCUCCGGCAGAGGCAGCAGACCGAGGAGGGUGAUAUGGUAGAGAGGAUGAAGGAGCUCCAGGUGGCCAAUGAGAACAAACAGAAACAGCUGGAGAAUAUGAGGAAGAAAAUGGAAGAGGCUGCGGCUCAAGCGGCCAUGGAGGAGCACAUGAGGAAGCAGACUCAGUUAGACUUGCAGGAUCGCUACAGACUGGAUCUAGAGAGAGAGAAAAUGGUGCGUCAGCAGAUGGAGGAGCAGGUGGCUCAGAAGUCCAGUGAACUGGAGCACUACCUGCAGCGCGUCCGGGAGCUGGAGGACAUGUACCACCAGCUGACGGAGGCCUUAGAGGAUGAGAGGCAGGCCAAGCAGGAUGAGGAGGCCAUGCGCAAGCUACAGGCCAGGCUGCUGGAGGAGGAGACAGAGAAAAGGGCAGAGCUGGAGCAGAUCCACCUGCAGCAGCAGAGGGCGCUGUCUCAGACUCAGGCUGAGAAGCAGGAGUUGGUGACCGAGCAGCAGGCCAAGGAGAGAGACCUGCAGGCAGCCAUGCAGCAGCUGGAGACACUGGAGAGAGAGCGUCAAGGAGCACUGCAGGAGUAUCAGGUGGUGUCGAAGAAGCUUGAGCGAGCAGCUAACAAGACUAAGAAUUGGAAAGACAAAGUGGCCAGACAUGAGGGGCUGGUGCGUCUCAUCCAGCCAGGUGAUAAAGCACCUCAGAAGAUGACCAACUGGGGUCCGGCUGCAUUUACUGACAUUGAGCUGGAGUUGAGAAAGAAGUUGUGGCAGGAGAGUAAAAACCAGGGGGCUCAGGGGGGCUCACCAUGUUUAUAUGGGCCGCAUGCUGAUGAGGGAGACUCUGACCAUAAUUAACUACUGAGCCAGUGUUUUUACAUUCCAGGUCUGAAAGGUUUUAUAACAUAAAUUUACUGAGCCACGUAAUAGCUGCAAAAAAACAAAAAUAUUUUACAGAUUUCAUUAGAGUCACGUUUUGCCUUUAUAUGUGCAGCUUGGAUGAACUGCAUUUCAUCUGUUUCAUCUUUAACAUUCAUGUUUAACAGUUUUUGUUUUGUUUUGCUUUGCAGCUGGUAAUUUCAGGUCAUCCUUUCUCAGUCUAUCUGCUGACUAUAAUUUCUUUAAUUUCAUACUUUGUGGUUGUUUCCCAUAGUUGUGUUUUGACAUAAACCUGUUGUGAUGGAAAAUAACUGAUAUCCUGCAAAUUAUAACAGUUAAUUCAUUUUCUUGUUGACAGCACUGGCUUCAUUUCCUGAUAAAAACUUUUAUUAGCUAGAGUUAAGUGAAGGCUGUCUGUCAUAAUCAACAUGAUAAAAAAAGAAAGUAAAACACCAACUAUUCUUUAUAAAAGUGGAUUUAAAUUUCAUAUAUAAGAACAUUUUAUAUAGCUUGAGGCUGCUGUUUCCA